Molecule: messenger RNA, 1284 nt
Organism: Castor canadensis (American beaver)
Lineage: Eukaryota; Metazoa; Chordata; Mammalia; Rodentia; Castoridae
Gene: Hoxd11
Product: homeobox D11
Biological process (GO): regulation of transcription by RNA polymerase II; anatomical structure development
Cellular component (GO): nucleus
Molecular function (GO): DNA-binding transcription factor activity, RNA polymerase II-specific; RNA polymerase II cis-regulatory region sequence-specific DNA binding
Source: RefSeq, a predicted model, not a curated record
CGGCGGCGGCCGAAGAAGCGGCCAUGCAGCGUGAGCUGCUCCCGCCCGCGGGUCGCCGGCCAGACGUGCUCUUCAAGGCGCCGGAGCCGGUGUGCGCCGCGCCCGGGCCGCCACACGGCCCCGCAAGCGCCGCCUCCAACUUCUACAGCGCGGUGGGUCGCAAUGGCAUCCUGCCCCAGGGCUUCGACCAGUUCUACGAGGCGGCGCCCGGGCCCCCAUUCGCCGGGCCGCAACCCCCGCCGCCGCCCGUGCCGCCGCAGCCCGAGGGCGCUGCUGACAAGGGCGACCCCAAGUCCGGGGCUAGUGGAACCGGGGGCAGUCCCUGCGCCAAGGCGACCCCCGGCUCGGAGCCCAAGGGGGCAGCGGAAGGUGCUGGCGGCGACGGCGAGGGCCCCCCGGGGGAGGCGGGGGCCGAGAAGAGCAGCGGCGCAGUGGCCCCUCAGAGAUCCCGGAAAAAGCGCUGUCCCUACACCAAGUACCAGAUCCGCGAACUGGAACGCGAGUUUUUCUUUAACGUAUACAUAAACAAAGAGAAAAGACUCCAACUCUCUCGGAUGCUCAACCUCACUGACCGGCAAGUCAAAAUCUGGUUCCAGAAUCGCAGGAUGAAAGAAAAGAAACUGAACAGAGACCGUCUGCAGUAUUUCACUGGAAACCCCUUAUUUUGAGAGCUCCAGGAAGCGCCCCCUCCCCCGAUCCCCACUCACCCACCCUUCUUUCCCCACUAGCCUGCCCUCCGCAGGCCCAAUGUCCUUGGGUUUAAUGACGCCUCUUCUCUGUGGAACUUCACGAUUCCUUCUCACGGUCAACUCGGGACCUCCCAGCGACCACUGCAGCCUGAGGACGAGGCCGAGGACUUGGCCGAGCGGAUCCUAAUAAGGGGAAAAUGGUAAAUUCAAACGUCCCUUUACAAUUUUACCGCCAAUGUGCUGUUGUUCCUUUUACCACCUCUGAGUCCUCGUGGGGACGCGGCGGGAUCUGUGUGGGGAGUUAGGCCACGGAGCUAGAAGGCGCUGGUGUUUUGUUCUGAGCUUAAGUGAUCCCUUUCUUCAUCCUAGGUGAACGCAGAUUAUUUAAACUCUGGGGAAAUGUACCUUUGGUCUGUCAUAUCAAGGCAUGAGUCACUGUCUUUUUGUGUGUGAAUAAAUGGUUUCUAGUAAAAUGGAGGUUACAGCUUCAAUACACUGCAUGAAUUUUCCUCUUUAAAGAAGUUAGUGACUGAUUAGGAUUAUUUUAGUGGCCAGAGCCCUCUCUUCCAUGCAACUGAAAAUCAUCGGGUGAAAU